This is a messenger RNA of Chiloscyllium plagiosum (whitespotted bambooshark), 1979 nucleotides long. NCBI's taxonomy places the organism in Eukaryota, Metazoa, Chordata, Chondrichthyes, Orectolobiformes, Hemiscylliidae. The record is from RefSeq and is a predicted model, not a curated record.
AUGGCGCCAGCCGCCUGCUCCCAGUCUGCACCGCGGCUCCCUCCCACACUGCAACGCACCGGAAAUGACCCACGCCGCCAGGGUCACCUGGUUUGCGCUGAGGGAGUGCCGCGCCGUCGGAGGGUCGGCGCUGAGGGAGUGCCGCACUGCCUCAUCUGCAAAAACCAACCGUUUACCUUACUAUGUCUAUUGUUGACUGUAAUCUGGUUCUGUUGCUUGCAUUACAGGACCUGUUUGCAUUGGGCUUGUAAACGUGGUCACACUCAGAUUGUAUCCUACCUACUUGAUGCUGGGGCUAAUAAAGAUAUUCUCACAAACAAAGGUGAAAGUGCAGCACAACUGACGAUGAAACGUGAACUCCGAGCCAUGUUAGGAGUUGAUGAGGAUUCAGAGCCCGUGAUUAAUGGAGAAUCAACUCUUCCGUUCCUGCCCAACUACCUGGCAAAUCCCUCCUUCCCGUAUGUGGAGAACCGGGAGUCCAAAAGCACGGAGGCUGCAGCUGCUGGCUCACUAACAGGCCGUAAACCGUCACUGACAUCACAGCAACAGAACACACUAGCAGCAGGACCCCCAGCAACUUUCCAGCCACUAUUCUUCACUGGAGCCUACCCUAUAAAUGAGCAAGGUAGGGAAAGGGACAGGCACUGUACACGUCACUGCCUGCCAGGCUCCACACUCAGUUCAACCGCUUCUGAUUACAACCUCUCCUUCCUUUUUUCUGAGCAGCAACUGUUGGAUAAAGAAGUUGCGAGGCUUCAGAAUUACCAAGAGCUGGAGUUUGUUUUACAGAAAGGUGACCCAGCCCUGAGCUCUGUGCCAGCGACUCUGACUGAGCGUCCUUGCUACAAUCAGGGGGCAGCAACAUUGACCUACUGAGACAUGGUGCCUGCUGUGCUUGGGACAGGCGUUAUUCCAGCACUCCAGAAACUCAAGACUGUCACUGUGUAUGAAAGGGCACAAGUUUUACUUCGCUGAAUGACUACACAAGUCGCUGCAAUGUCUGUAAAAGUUAAUCAUGAUGGUCACUAGCAUUACUUUUGGGGAUGAUUGAAAACCUUAAGCUGCCUCUCCUUGUGAUGAUAACAAAUGAAAACUAGUUCAUGUAUCAAAUGCACUCCCAUCCACCACUCACAUCUAGUCAAUCCACUCGAGCACUUCCACUGCGGCUAUCAGAGCACAACGUGCUGAAAUCAGCUGCUCCAGCCAGCCACUGUUUCCAAACAAGGAACUGUGGGUACCACAGACUUCCAUCAGUACUCCCGUGUCUCACUGAGCUGUUUGGAUGGGCCCCAACAGCAGGUUGAAAUGCCCUGUUAAACAAUCACGUUUGAAAGUAAACCCUGACCAUGUUGUUUCCUUAACCCUUGAGCAGUGGGAGAUAUAGUCCCUGACCCUUAGCCUAUCACACCCACCCAAUGUGCCUGGUGUUGACAGGAGUAGCCUGGGAUGAGGAGCCACUGGAACUGGUAGGCAGUAUAAUUCGAUUGUAGACAAGAAUCUAAUUCCAACUGUGUGGUUCAAAAGACCCAGCUCAGCAUUCUUGCUCCUUUACAUUUUUGCACCUCUCCAGGUAAUGCAAUCACUGCCCACUAUCAAAGCUCUGACCCUUUGGCCAUUCUCAUGUCUCAUCCUUGGAUAUUCUUCAAGUUAUGAAACACUGACCACUUUAUUUUUAAUCGUGAUCUUUCCUCUCCCACUUUGUCAGUGGCACAUGCUUCCUAUUCUCUCUUUUGUCUGCUGUUCCAUCCUCUCGAGUUUCUGCUAUUCACAAUAAGUCCCAGAGAAAAUUCCCAUUUCCCAACAGAUCCAGUGCUGACUCCAACAUCACUUGAAUAACCUAUGCAUUUAGAGAUUUGCUAUAUUUUAUAAAUGGCUUUUAUUCUUUAGAUAUUCUUGAGCACUUUUUCUAACCGUUAUAAUCAGGAAUUGAUCUAAUAAUCACUGUACAAUUAUCAAUAAAAGUAUUGCGUGCAGGUGCA